GUGCUUGAGCUAGUGCCUGCUGGCGUGGUUGCUGAAGCAGAAGAACCAGAACAGGAAGACGGUGUCAGCACCACUUCUGAGAGCACCAAUCCAGGGCCGAGACUUCAGCUGUGGGUUGUACCAAACUCCAGGUGUCCAAACGCCGGCAUCUUAGGACCAACUGCAAGGCUUGGAGCCUACUUUGGAUCCGAAGGUCUGGAACCUCCUGAGCGUCUGUGCCACAACGAGAUCAGGUGGUACGCUGUCUGGCAUAUCCCAGGCAUUGGGCGUUGGAGAAUAGCUGGCAUCCAUUGGGGUUUUGACAACACAGCCUACGCUGCAAUUUUGGCCCUUCACCGUGGAAUCUUUGAAGGGAUUGCUUUCAGGAGGUGUUAUUCGCGUGAGGAAGCGGCAGAGAUUUUCAAAGCAAGGGCAGAAGGUUUUGAUCUGCAAGAAAGUCUGCGCAAUCGCAUUUUUGGCUGGAGCUUCACCUAUGACCUUGAAAGCUGGCAGCCGGGGUUUCCGAUCGAGAAAUCCGAGCUCAGCCACAUCGAGAACGACGAGGGCAUUUUCUGCUUGGUGGAAGCUCCCUUCGACAAACUACUGGGGGGAGCCCCAGAGGCAUGCAAAGAGCUUGCAGCCGACCUCAAGGAACUUCUGAAAGCCGGGUUGACGGCAGUUCAUUCAGAGGGCGAACUGACGUUCGCCACUGCCUCAGAUCAGCCAAGACCUCGAGCUGUGAAGAAGAAGAAGAAGAAGUCAAGGGAGAAGAGAGCUUCAAGCACAAGUUCAAGCGGCAGCUCAGAGGAGGAGACCGACCUAGCAGCCGCACUCCGCAAGAAAUGGCUCGGGUCUGGUACCACCGCCGUCGUGAAAGAAAGGCAGGAGGAUUCGGACAGUCCCUUCACCAAGAAGAAAAGAAGCCGCUUUGCCAUGAUAGAGAGGAAACACAAGGAUUCAAGGGCUCCUGGCCUUGCAGAUAGCACAGAAUUAGCAGGGCAGUUCACGGAAAGGCCGAAGGCGAAGAUCGACCCGAAGUUCAAGCCGCAGCAGUUCUUCGAGCGAGAGCGACAAGGGCUACUUCGACAAGUCGUGAAGGGCCACUCAAGAGCUGUGAAGGAUUACCAAGGUUCAAAGAAAAAGAUGUUUCGGAAUCCUGUGAAGCACGUCAAGCGCUACGUGCACUCUCUGCAGGAAGAGUUGGGGGCUCAGGAGAAGCCUUUCAGGCUCGUAGACUACAACCGUCGGAUUCAGUGGGGCAAGCACCGAAGUCUGCAACGGUGCCACUAUCUGGUGAGUGUGAUAUUGGAGGAGCUCCUAAGAGAGGAACCCGAAAGGGCAGCUCGAAGAGCGGUUUUGACACUUCAAGCACUUCAUCAGACUUCACUGGACAAUGGGAGCUGGCAGAUUGGAUGGCUGCUCACUCACGUGGAAGAUCCCUUCGAGAAGAAGCUUUUUGGCGGAGAUCCACAAAGCUUACAGCACGUGACGAGCUAUCUGAAAUCCAUGAGCGAGCUCGCAAAAACGACACAGAAUCUACGGGGAAAAGGCUUUGGCAAAGGCGACCAAGAGGAACCGGAACCCAACAGAGAGGGCAAAGGCAACAAGCGCUCCCAGAAAGGCAAGGACAAGAACAAAGACAAGGAGCAGACCGUCGGGGCCUAUGACACCUUCUGCAUCAGAGCAGAAGGCACCACUUUUUCCAAAGCCGGCAUCAUCAGCCCUGAGCAGUUUUUGAAGGGAGAGCAUCGAAAGGCAUUUCAAGAGAUGCCAUCCACAGUGCCUCACAACCUGGCGCCUCCCAAGCCGACCAAAGGCUGUUUCCGAGUUGAGCCGGAUGACCUGGUUGCGGUGAACCACAAGCUGUUAGAAAGUGGGGUUGCCACACUACUCCCCGAAAGCUUAGCCCUAAGGGACAGUGAGGGAAGGAUCAUUUCAGGUGGGCUUUUUGCAGUCGAUCACAAAGCCGAAAGCGAUCGGAUCAUCCUGGAUCGACGGCCUUUUAACGAGCUUGAACGCAGGAGAUUGAUGAUGUGCUUGUUGCAAGAGACCUUCAUUUGGAUAGAGCGUAUCAAAGAUGGUGAUAGGUGCGUUUUACUCUGCGACUCGAGAGCAGCGGCUGGAGCCUGGUCGAAAGUUUUUUAUUUUCUCCCUCCUGCAUGGUUCUGCAUGCCUGCCUGGUUGGUACAGCCGCGAACUGCCGGUGCUGAAAAGCUGCGCUGGGGAAAGUACAGCCCAGCCUACAGGAAACGGCUUCUGGAAGGAUGUCAAGCUCUUCAGAGCUAUCUCACCGAAGUUGAGGUAAUCUGGGAGUCAGUGAUCCAUCAAAAAGCCAGUGUGGUGGAUGAGGUGUUAGAGCAGUUUAUCAAACACUUGCAUGACAAGCCAUCGAAAUCUGGACUACGAAUAGCUAAGCACGCCAUGCUCAGUUUUCAGAUCAUGCGACCGCGCUUGCGUCGCAAGUUGCAAGCGUCGUGGGACGCUAUCAAGUCAUGGGAAGAGCAGCAGCCCUCCAGUUUUAGAGCACCUGUACCGAUGACAUUGCUCAUGGCCAUCACAUGUCAAGCAGUUCUCAACUCUGAAAAGUCGGAUAGCAGAAGUGAAGCGAGACGAUGGCUGGCUCUGGCGGUUAUGGUGCUCACUGGAUUUUAUGGACUGCUGAGACCUGGUGAGCUUCUGAACUUGAGGGCAUCAGAUGUGGUGCCUGAAGAGAAUCUCCUUAGGACCGAAUUUCUACCAUCCCAAGUCCAAGCCAUGCCAUCGGCGGAGCUAGGGCCUGGGGAAGACUGGCAGAAGCAGUUUCGCAAGGUGGUAGUCAGUGCGGGACCCUUGAAAGGUGCCCGGUAUCCCGAAGUCAGUUGGGAGGACCUACGAAGGGCAGCCAAGUCCUACAAACAAGAUCCCAGGUUCUGCCAAUAUGCGAAGAGGAUGAUGAGUGAGAAAGCCUUGGGAAGCCGUCCAGCCCAACCGCAGACAGCAUCAAGGACUUGGCGAAAAAUGGGAGCUGAGUGGCUAAUGUGGGGCCUUGCCAAAGCAAAAGGCAAAGCUGUGCUGUUCACCUUUUUAGCACUUUUGGCACGCAUGUUGAUUUCGAGGCCACUCUUUUAUGUGGUCAUGGCCAAGAGUUUGACCAUGGGCAUCCGAUUAGUGCUUCGUCGCAGUUUUGGACUUGUGAUUAUAGUAAUUGACGCUAUACUGGACGAAGUAGCAGCUAAUUUGGAAGCCAGUCUGCUCACGCAGCCCGUGGGCACUCCUGUGCCCUUGAGGGUUUGGAAGGAUUGGAAUACUCUAGUUGUGAAUACUUUGCUAG
This is a messenger RNA of Cladocopium goreaui, 3289 nucleotides long. Lineage: Eukaryota; Dinophyceae; Suessiales; Symbiodiniaceae. The record is from the annotation of a GenBank genome assembly.